CCGCCCUACCCCUAGCAGCUCCCAACCCGGAGCCUCUCUCCAUCAGUCCCCAGCCCUCUCCUCCAAUGCGCCUGGUGGCCAGACUCCAAGAGGGACCGCCGGACGGACGCGCAGCCUCGGGGGGUGGUCAAAACUGAUGGAGAACCUCUCUCUGGAGCCUGAGAUCCAAGAUGACUGUGGGCCACCCAGGACAGGGGGUGCUCCCGCAAAGCCCAGGAACAACUUCAAAGACUUGAUGGUCAAGCUGACCGAGGGCCAGUAUGUGCUGUGCAGAUGGACGGAUGGAUUAUAUUAUCUUGGAAAGAUCAAAAGGGUCAGCAGUUCCAAGCAAAGCUGCCUUGUGACCUUCGAAGAUAACUCCAAGUACUGGGUCUUAUGGAAGGACAUUCAACAUGCUGGCGUUCCAGGCGAAGAACCCAAAUGCAACAUCUGUCUGGGAAAAACAUCUGGACCCCUGAAUGAAAUUCUCAUCUGUGGAAAGUGUGGUCUUGGUUACCAUCAGCAAUGCCAUAUCCCCAUUGCAAGCAGCACCGAAGGGCCCCUGCUAACACCAUGGUUCUGCCGACGCUGUAUCUUCGCUCUGGCUGUGCGGAAAGGUGGCGCACUGAAGAAAGGAGCCAUUGCCAAGACCUUGCAAGCAGUGAAAAUGGUACUCUCUUACAAGCCAGAGGAGCUAGACUGGGACUCCCCACAUCGGACCAACCAGCAGCAGUGUUACUGCUACUGUGGAGGUCCUGGAGAGUGGUACCUAAGAAUGCUUCAGUGUUACAGGUGUAGGCAAUGGUUUCAUGAGGCCUGUACCCAGUGCUUGAAUGAGCCCAUGAUGUUUGGAGACAGGUUCUAUGUGUUCUUCUGCUCAGUGUGUAACCAGGGCCCAGAGUACAUUAAGAGGCUACCUCUAAGAUGGGUGGAUGUGGUUCACCUUGCCCUCUAUAACUUGGGAGUACAGAGCAAAAAGAAAUACUUCGAUUUUGAAGAAAUCCUAGCCUUUGUCAAUCACCACUGGGAUCUUCUUCAGCUUGGCAAGCUGACCAGCACCCCAGUGACAGAGCGAGGACCACAUCUCCUUAAUGCACUGAACAGCUACAAAAGCAGGUUUCUCUGUGGCAAGGAGAUCAAGAAGAAGAAAUGUAUCUUCCGACUAAGGAUCCGGGUCCCUCCCAACCCACCUGGUAAACUGCUGCCUGACAAGGUGGUAGCUCUGAAGGAAAAUGGCAGCACUUCCUCUGACCUACAGAAGAGAGGGAAGAGCAAGUACCAAACUAAGCAUAGUUCGGUGCCUCAUGAGCAGCAGAAAAGGCGAGUUGUUAGAAGAAAAAGAUCAAAAUUUUUGUUGGAAGAUGCUAUUCCCAGUAGUGACUUCACCUCAGCCUGGAGUACCAAUCACCACCUGGCCAGCAUAUUUGACUUCACUCUAGAUGAGAUUCAGAGUUUAAAAAGCGCCAGCUCAGGCCAAACAUUUUUCUCAGACGUGGACUCGACCGACGCUGCCAGCACAUCUGGCUCGGCCUCCACCAGCCUGUCCUACGAGUCCAGGCGGACUGUGGGCAGCCGGAAGAGGAAGCUGGCAGCCAAAGCAUACACAUCCCUAGGGGCGAAGCGGCGGGCAACAGAGCCUGGUGGGCGCUGCACCUCAGACAGCAGUGCUGAAGGGGGCUCUGGCCCUGAGAGACCUGAUGAUGGCAUUGAUAGCCACACUUUUGAGAGCAUCAGUGAGGACGAUUCCUCCCUUUCCCACCUCAAGUCCUCCAUCACCAACUAUUUUGGUGCAGCUGGGCGGCUGGCAUGUGGUGAAAAGUACCAGGUCCUUGCUCGAAGGGUGACUCCUGAAGGGAAGGUCCAGUACCUGGUGGAAUGGGAAGGGACGACCCCAUACUGACCCAGUGUUGGAGAUGGGGGGAAGAGUGUGAAGACAGUCUCUAAAGAGUCUCGUUAACCAAAGGAGAGAAGAGGGAAGUCUAUCCCAGGGGCCUACUAAGCUCUUGGGCUUCUCUCUAUCCCCAGGGGUUUCAAGGGAGAUGGGAAUAUAGUGAUGCUCAGCUCUAGAAUUCCAUGCCUUUUUGAAAGGCUAAGAUAAAAGCUCCCAUGGUGUUUGACUGAGCUCCUAGCUUGGACUGACUUCUCUCUUCUCAUUUUCUCUCCUUUUGUGUCUUUUUUUUUUUUAAAUUUCCUCUUCCUCCUUCUGUUUUUGUCUCCUUCCCUAGUCUCUGUUUUACUUUCUCGAUGUCUGUCCGUAUUUCCCUCCCUCUACAUCUUCGUCUCUUUACCUACAUGUUUUACUUAUCUAGGGGUUUCUUUCUGUUCCAUGAUAUGUUUGCCUUUGUCUUUUUUUGUCUGUCUUUUCUUAUCUAUUCCUCUCCACCCCAUUCCUCCACCCUUCCCCAAGCUAUAUUAUUUUAGUAGCUGAAUAUAUGCAGAGGGCAGCUGCUACAUGCCUUUCUCUGACCUGACCUUGGGCAAGAUGUUCUCAUGGCAUCAGAGCACCUUUAGCAUAGUGGGGUGGAGUUCAUCUCUCUGGAGUGUGAAGGAGACCCUCCCACUAGUUGCCUCUUGCAGCUGUAUCUCCUGUCUUCCCCCACCCAACGUGAAUGUGGAUUCCACUGGUGGAGUAAAGGGAAGAUUGAUAAUGAGUAGGACAAAGACAUCAAUGCAACCUCAUAUUGCUCACCUUAUGGGACAGAGAAAUUCCUCUAUUGGAUGAGAGGCCCGCACCCCCACCAUACCCACCGAGAAUGAACAACAGAAAGGGUCAUUUCUUUCCAUUGUAUUUAUUUCUUACCUUAAUGGAAUGGCAUUUAACUUUGAAGAGUCUCCAUUUCCCUCUUGACAUAACCGAACCCCACCCCUCCUCCCCCCAAACUUUGCUGCGAAGCUAAGAUAGAAAUCACUUGGUCACUAAAGGGCUUUCUGUAUUGGGAGUCCUGGAUUGGGGGAGGAGGGAAGACAAGAACUUGACCAAAGGCAGUGCCCCAAACCUAGCUUCUUCCCUUCCCUGGAUUCUAGACACACAUCGGAUUUCCCCCUUUAUUGGAGGCAGUCAGAUGGAUUCAUUAAGUACAGCCUUUCCUAGGAACAAGCCCUUUAGCCAGUUCCCUGGAGGUGGGUGUUGGAGGUAUGUGUUUUUAGGAAAAGGGAUGCUAUAACGAGGAUUGUGGUACUUUAGGUCUCAACGAAACCCCAUAAGGCAAUUAGUUCAACCUCACUUUUUACAGAUAAAGAACUGGAGAGGUAGUGUAAGGGGAAGAGCAUCAGACUGGGAAUUCAAGGAUUAGAAGAAGGUUGACUCUGGAGUCAGGACCUGGAUUCAAAUCCUGCCUCUG
Trichosurus vulpecula (common brushtail) is the source of this 3320-nucleotide messenger RNA. It is a transcript of the gene PHF19, whose product is annotated as PHD finger protein 19. The transcript is spliced from 15 exons. Gene Ontology annotation, molecular function: chromatin binding; DNA binding. The record is from RefSeq and is a predicted model, not a curated record. Bases 137 to 1879 code for a protein of 580 amino acids. NCBI's taxonomy places the organism in Eukaryota, Metazoa, Chordata, Mammalia, Diprotodontia, Phalangeridae. Gene Ontology annotation, biological process: chromatin organization; regulation of DNA-templated transcription. Gene Ontology annotation, cellular component: nucleus.